AUGGCAUAUCGUGCUUCCACAAGCGACUUUGUCCGGGGCGGCGAUCGGUGGGACCGCGACCGGUUCACCUAUGAGCGGGACCGAUACGGCGACGAGAGGGAGCGUUUCGAGGAGCGCGAUCGUACCGUGGUCCGUGGUCCUGGUGGACGAUCUCGAGAGACGGAUUUUGACGAGAGAUAUGAACGUCGCACCUCGCGGCCGUACGACGACGACCAUGUUCGUGACAGGCGGUACUACGACGACGACUACCGGUCUCGUCGCUCUUCCCCUCCGCCCGAGGUUGAGCGCAAGGUCUUUGUCGAAAGGGAGCGCGAGUAUCGUAGUCCAUCCCCCCCUCGACGACCGGCUACUCUAUUGAGACGCCAGUCGUCGCUCGAUACUUUUGAUCGACGCCCGCUUCCAAAGUUCUACGAGAGGGACGAGUACGGCCCACCCGCCCGCCGUGGAGACCACCGCCCCGAGUAUCGCCCGGAGCCCUAUCAGCCAAUCCCACUUCCCCGAUCGAGGGCCCUUCCCCCUCCCCGAGUCUAUGCAGAGCGUGAUCUCGACGAAAUUAGGAUUGCCGAGCCUGAGAGGUAUGGCGACGAAGAGUUUCACUCGUACCCAGAGCGUGUUCGUGAGAAGGAGGUGACCCGCACCCGUCGCCGGAGAGACCGCAGCGGUUCUACAUCCAGCCAUACGACCCGCAGGAGCCACAAGAGCCGUCAUACUCAUCACAGUAGCCACCGGAGCAGCUCCAGAUCAUCUUCUACCAGCAGGUCCAGCAGCAGUAGCGGUACCACUGUGACAGUCAAGAGCGAGUAUCCCAAGAAGGGCAAGACGAGAAUUCCUGGACGACUUGUCUCAAAGCGCGCUCUGAUCGAUCUGGGCUAUCCUUUCGAGGAGGAGGGCAACACCGUCAUUGUUCAAAAGGCACUGGGCCAGGAGAAUAUUGAUGAUUUACUAAAGCUUAGCGAGGACUAUAAAAAGUCGGAGCUAGAAGUUCUUGCUGCACGAUCUGAAGCUGGCAACUUGGUUGAAGAACGCCGGACGGAAAUUAUCGCUGUACCUCCACCACCGCCACCAGCAUCCGUACCAGUCUAUGUUCCACCUACGCCGGCCCCAGCUCCAGCACCAGUCUAUGUUCCUGCACCCGCGCCGCCGCCGCCGCCUCCCGCCGAGGUGUUUGAGGAGACAACACGGGUAGUACGCGAAGCAUCUCCUGUGCGCAGUUAUCGGAGCUAUUCUACUUCUGCUUCAUCGCGGACGCCCAUUGUCUAUGAAGCGGCACCACGAGAGUAUAGCGACGAGGUUGCUGUAGGACCUCUUGCUAUUGUUGGCGACCGGAGGCGAGAAAGGGAUAUCAAGGCGGAAAUCAGAGCACUGGAGGCUGAGAGAGAACUCAUCCGCCGGGAGAAGCACCACCACCACCAUCACCAUCAUCACAGCCACAGCCCCGGACGUGAGCUUGUACGAGCUGAGCGAUUGAGCACGGGCGAGCUUGUGCUCUAUGAAGAAACCGUGGAAAAGGUGGAGGAGCCGCGGCGCGGGGUGCGCAUUGAAAAGGACAAGAAAGGUCCGCCUCCGGGUAUCAUGAAAGCAAUGCUUGCGACCUUGACUUAG
Pestalotiopsis fici W106-1 is the source of this 1602-nucleotide messenger RNA. RefSeq lists its product as uncharacterized. The record is from RefSeq and is a predicted model, not a curated record. NCBI's taxonomy places the organism in Eukaryota, Fungi, Ascomycota, Sordariomycetes, Amphisphaeriales, Sporocadaceae. Bases 1 to 1602 code for a protein of 533 amino acids. The transcript is spliced from 3 exons.